Messenger RNA from Rangifer tarandus platyrhynchus (Svalbard reindeer), 1401 nucleotides. Lineage: Eukaryota; Metazoa; Chordata; Mammalia; Artiodactyla; Cervidae. The record is from the annotation of a GenBank genome assembly.
AUGACGCUGAAGGCGAGCGAGGGCGAGGGCGGGGGCGGCAUGCGCACGGCGCUUUCCGAUCUCUACCUGGAGCACUUGCUGCAGAAGCGCAACCGGCCCGAGCCUGCGUCACCCCAGCUGAGUGCUGUGAUGGAAGACAUGUACACCAACGGGCCCGCUGCCCCAGGGAGCCCAGCCCAGACUCAGGGCCAGGAGACCCGGAAGGUGCGGCUCAUCCAGUUUGAGAAGGUCACCGAGGAGCCCAUGGGAAUCACACUGAAGCUGAAUGAGAAGCAGUCAUGUACGGUGGCCAGAAUUCUCCAUGGGGGCAUGGUCCACAGACAAGGCUCACUUCAUGUUGGGGACGAGAUCCUAGAAAUCAACGGCACAAACGUGACUAAUCACUCAGUAGAUCAGCUGCAGAAGGCGAUGAAAGAAACCAAAGGAAUGAUCUCAUUGAAAGUAAUUCCCAACCAGCAAAAUCGACUUCCGGCACUGCAAAUGUUCAUGCGAGCGCAGUUCGACUAUGAUCCCAGAAAGGACAACCUGAUCCCUUGCAAGGAGGCGGGACUGAAGUUCGUCACAGGGGACGUCAUCCAGAUCAUCAACAAGGAUGACAGCAACUGGUGGCAGGGGCGGGUGGAAGGCUCGUCCCAGGAGUCAGCGGGCCUGAUCCCCUCCCCUGAGCUGCAGGAAUGGCGAGUGGCGAGUGGGGCCCAUUCUGCUCCAAGUGAGGCCCCUAGCUGCAGCCCCUUUGGGAAAAAGAAGAAGUACAAAGACAAGUACCUGGCGAAGCACAGUGCAAUUUUUGACCAGUUGGAUGUUGUUUCCUACGAGGAAGUGGUUCGGCUGCCCGCGUUCAAGAGGAAGACCCUGGUUCUCAUCGGAGCCAGCGGGGUGGGCCGCAGCCACAUCAAGAGUGCCCUGCUCAGCCAGAACCCGGACAAGUUCUCAUACCCUGCCCCGUAUACAACACGGCCGGCCAGGAAGAGUGAAGAAGAUGGCAAGGAAUAUCACUUCAUCUCUACGGAGGAGAUGACACGGAGCAUCUCCGCCAAUGAGUUCUUGGAGUUUGGCAGCUACCAGGGCAACAUGUUCGGCACCAAGUUCGAGACUGUGCACCAGAUUCACAAGCAGGACAAGGUCGCCAUCCUGGACAUCGAGCCUCAGACCCUGAAGAUCGUUCGGACAGCAGAACUUUCACCUUUCAUUGUGUUCAUCGCACCCACUGACCAAGGCACUCAGACGGACGCCCUGCAGCAGCUGCAGAAGGACUCGGAGGCCAUCCGCAGCCAGUAUGCGCACUACUUUGACCUCUCACUGGUCCAUAACAGCGUUGAGGAAACCCUGAAGACAUUGGAAGAAGCCUUUGACCUGGUGUGCCGUUCCCCCCAGUGGGUGCCUGUCUCCUGGGUUUACUAA